This is a messenger RNA of Rhodofomes roseus, 2462 nucleotides long. RefSeq lists its product as uncharacterized. The record is from RefSeq and is a predicted model, not a curated record. Lineage: Eukaryota; Fungi; Basidiomycota; Agaricomycetes; Polyporales; Fomitopsidaceae. Bases 168 to 2366 code for a protein of 732 amino acids. The transcript is spliced from 6 exons.
CGGGGAUCAUCCCCAAACGGCGACAUUCCGGGGAUUGCUGUUCUACACUCUCACCCUCUACUAACAGUGGUGAUCAAAUAGGCCAUUCACUCUGACUGCAGAGGCUGUGAUUACUUCGAAGAACGAAUCCGCUCUAACAAAGUUCCUCCUGUGAGCCUCUCUAUGUCAUGGACCCAAAUGAUGCCCCAGGAAACUCGGGCCAACGACGGAUCGAUCACUCAAAGAGUGCUCGAAAAACUGCCAGCGGAAUUCGUCCUGCAGCAGUAAAUAUACCUGCGGCGAUACAAGGGACAACGGCGAGGAAAGUUGGCCGUCCUGGCGCACCGCCGGUGCCGAUGCGUGGAGCUCAGCCGCCAGUGCGUCCGCCCCCGGGCCGCGGAACAGCUUCCAAGAGGGUCGAGGGGCGACCUGCCAGACCACCUGGGCCACCCGUUCAACAGCGUUCGGAAGGUGGGCAGCAAACACGACCAGCCCAUACGUUAGCUCGAAAGCAAGCUGGGCCAGUGCAGCUGCAACGUGGACAGCCUCAGUUCGCACUCGCCGCCGCGAAGGCGCAGGCUCUUGCGCAUAGGGCUACGAAGACGGUCAUAUUUCCCCCUUGGCUCGAAGCCAAUGAUGUAUCCUCAGGAACCCGGCGCCGUCGUGGCGUGGACGAUGUUGGCGGACGGAUGGCGCCUGGCCGCACCGGUAUCUCCAAUACGGCAGUGGUCGGAGGGCAGCGGAUUGGACGUGUACAAGUGGGGCCAGGGAUGAACCAGCUGCCCAGGCGUCCUAAUCGCAACGCCGAGGGUGGCAUGGACGGCUGGGUGGUUGGACCACAUCUCACUAUUCAAAGGGCCGGUGAAGAGACGCGCAGUAGUGACGACGAGGAUCUUGAGAGAUAUGAAAUUGCACGAGCUACGAAAAGCGCACGCAAGCGAUCUACCGACGUGUCCAUGCCAGGGAAGGCCGCGCGUAAAGCAGUGAUAUGGGAGUUACCUUCGCCUGCAAAGGUGGUAAGGAAGUCCCAGGCAGCUGCUGGCACUCCUGACGAUAUCAUCGACUUGGCGUAUAGCUCCGAUGAAGGCGAAGAUAGCAUUGACCAGCUCGCUACUGCACUCGAUGCACUGACGCUUGCACCAUCGCGCCUCCAGCAGUUCAAGCAACUCCCAUUCCUGUUGCGUAACCUACACAACGGUUUCAGGCACAGAUGUGAAAGGUCGGGUAUCGCAACGGCACCAAAGAGUGCCCCUACAGCGCCAGUCGGUGUUGUGUACAGGUAUGACUGGGAGGCCGGGACGCAGGAAGCGUCGGGGAGCGAAUCGGACCACAUAUACGAAGAGUGGCGGGGAGGUAUGGACACCUGGUCCUGUCCCCUCUGUCGUCUGCAUGGUCAAUUUGAUACUCGUGAGAUGUUGGCCUUCCAUCUACGACAAGAUCACAAUGAGGUCAAGGUACUAUGGAAUCAGUCUCAACGUCGAGAGGGGAUAACAUGGGAGAUCGUGCUGACGAUACCUGAUAUACCGGACGACACCGACAGCUUAGUGGAUGAAGCCUCAAGCUCUGACUCAGAAGAUGACAGUGAUGUCCUGCAUGAUCAUGCUCAAACCGAAAUCAGAGUGUCUCCGCCUCUCGUGUCGAUUUCUCCUGUGGUAGCAGCCUUGUCACCGCCCCCGGCGAUGGAAGAAGCACAGCGGCGCUCUCCCAUACCUCCAGACAUCGUUGAUGAAGUUCCUGGGCCUCCGCAACGGCCGCUCUCUCCAAUUCUCAUACCGAAGAAGUUCCGCGAGCCUUCCCCGACGCCAUCCAGUACUGCUCAAGCUACUACCCGGACUCGUUCGACAACAGGCCCCCCACGGAGGCAGCACACAUUAUCUACGAGAGGCUCCUUGCCUGCGCGUUACCCUUCACCCCCUCCCCCAUCGGAUCUCCUCGGCCCUGCAGCUCAGUAUCCAUACAUACCGGACGGCGAGUACUCGUGCCGCCCUGGCGGUCCAAAAGUAUAUGACCUGUUGAGUUCAUUGGCACUAGAGCCGUUCGGUGUACUCUCGUGGAUGAUCGUGGACAGGGAGGAAGAACUAUUUGAACUUGACGACGUACGAGAUGAGGACAAGGUGAUGAUGGCCCUCUGGAAUCGGUGGAUUAUGCUGCAUCGGUCCGAAUACAUCUUCAAGGGCUAUCUCAAGGGGAUCCUCGCUUUCGUAGACGAAUAUUGGCGCACAAUACACCGUGCGGCCGGGUGGGGAGCCCUCCGCGCAUUUCUCGUUAUGCUUGUAGCAAAUAGAUUUUUGUCCGCCUCCGAAGUGGUCAAAGUGUUGAAACAUUACGAGUCACAUACAGGGAUGGAAUACUGGUACCAGGACGCCCCAUCAGAGGAGCCAAAUUAGUGGAGGUCGUGUCUCAUGUAAAUCUAUCUCUAUCUUCAUUACGCUAUCCGUAUUGUCAAGUACAACUGCGUCGAGCUCCCAGCGAAGCUGUUGCCU